CGUUUCAAUUACUUCCUGCUAGCUAUAGGACAGAUAGUAGAAAGUUGAUGAUUCAUAACUGAUCACUGCAGUAUUACAAUUAUAGUAAACUUAAAUAUUAACCUUCAAAUAAAGUGUGCAUAAAACAUGGAUAUUCUUAGAAAUUUCUUAUUUCACCUUAAUAUUUAGACAACAUUCAAUAGUUUGUAAAGAAGACAGAAUAGCUGCAGAUGAAGUGUUGUAAUCAUGGCAACAGGACAUGGACAUUCUGGUUCACCAGAAAAUAUUCUAAUGCAAGGAUAUUUAAAGAAGAGUGUACAGACAUCAGACAUUAUACCGUCUGCUUCGAAACAAAUUGCUAAAAAUAUUAAGCAGAGACUGGAACCAAAUCGCUGGUAUGUGUUUGUUGUGCGGAGUAGAGUUCCAUUUUUGGAGUUCUAUGACAAAGAAGAAAGUAUCUUUACGGGGCCUCCCAUUGAAUCACACAAUCUCUCGUCAUUCCAGAAUCUCUCGUAUACAAUGGGACGGACAAACACCAACUAUACAUUCUGUAUCUUUCUAGCAGACAGGACUAUUGAACUUACAGCACCAAGCAGGGCACAUAUGUUAGAGUGGUGUAGAUGUUUGGAAAGAAAUUUAAGGAACCUUGGACUGCGGAGUAAAAACUUGAAAGAGGACCAUCAGUAUACAGCAUUUCCAGUAAAGAGUAGCUACACACCAACACGUUCCUAUAUAGAUGACGAGCCUCCCUUUGACCCGGCUCCAUUGGAACCUGCCUUCGAGGAACAAUUAAUUGCCAAAAAUGAGGCCAGUACUAAUGGGGACGAGGCUGAGAAUCAUGAUUACCAAGAUGCUACAUCCAUGCGUCUAGAUGACAAUGAUGAGGCCAACAGUGAUGCAACAACUUUACCUCUACGGCCUCCACCUAGGUUACCAAAGAGAAAUAAAGCAAACGGUCAAGAAGAUGUGUUUGCCUCCCUCUCUACUGUAAGAAGAGAGGAAAUGUAUGGAAAUUUUGAAGGAUUUGAUCAUGAAAUGGAUAAGAAUGAAAUGGAACAGUUUAAUAAUCAUGCAGAUACUGAGGGUAACUCUGAUGAUUCCGAGGAAAGUGAAAAAGGGGAUAAAAAGGGUAUUCAUAGAAAAAGCGCUGAAGAUAUAAGUAAGAAUGAAGAUGUUGAAGAUGACGAAGAUCGAUGUACAAGUCUUCCAAAUCUGUCAACAGUUCAACAAGAGGCUGAUACUUCUGAAGAUUCUGAUUUUGUGUCAGCCUCAUUCUGGUUACGUAACAGAAUGCCAGAUUUUCAGGCAAACAAUCCACCUGAUGUCCCUCAAAGGAUUGAUUCAGUGACUGGUAUGCCUAAACCUAAACCAAGAAACUGUAAAUCUAUGAACAUGGAUUACUUGAAACCAACAUUAAGUUGUCAAAGACCCGUUAGUCCUACUUUAGAAUUACUUGGGGAUGCCCCGAUUCUUCCUGAAAGAAACAAUGGUGAAGGGGCUAUAAAAUUUGUCAAUAACAGUGCUAAUGCUACACAUGCUGAAAAAGUAGUUGUUUUAAAUAAUAAUGAAUGGCAUUCGGUGAAAAACAACAAUGAAUGGCAUUCGGUGAAAAACAACAGUGAUACAACUGUUAAAAAGCCUGUUUCAAACAGCUGUGAUAAUACAGAGUGUGAGGAUGAUGGUCUUUAUGAAACUCUUGCUGAGAAACCAAAGCGGCCGCCUAAAUUACCAGAAGGAUAUAGAGUAGUGAAUGGUACAAACCAAGACAAUGUCUAUGAAGCGACAUGGCAGUGUUCAAGUUCUAGGAGGAGAAAGAGUGAUGAUGAUGAGGAUGAUGAUUGCUGUAGUAAAGGACAAGAAAAACUUUUUGUUGCUAUUCCAGACAAGAACAAAAGCAAAGAUGAGUGUAAUGGACAUGUUGAAAUGAGACACAAUGGAACUGAUACACAUUCCCAUAAAAAAGGCGGAGUGUUAUCUAAAAUAUUCAAUAGGAAAUCAAUAAAAGAGAAAGAACUUCCAGAGCGACUUCUUGUAACAAUACCAGUAGAUGGAUCUCAGAAAUGCUCUGAUGGUUCUCAAAGAUGUAGUGGCAAUUCUAAUGAACAAACAGAGCUUUCUGUCGAAGAAAACUUAUAUUCUGAUUUUCCAACUCCCGGUGAUGAGCCGAACCCCACAAAUCUUGAUUCAGACAUAUUAAAACUGUCAUUAUUGGAAAAUGGGCCAGUGCCAAACAAUGAUAAAUCCCCGAUUGAACUUCCAAAAAGAAAUUUUGCUCAACAUCCAUUAAGGUCCUCUGUUGUGGAUAAUAGUACAAGACCAAAACAGAACUUUUCAGUUUCUAUGCAUGAUCCAAUACAGGGAUUUAAUCAGGAUGCCUAUGAGCCUAUGGAUCUAUCAAAAAGUGUUAAUUCUGACUAUCAAGGUAAGAGACCGCCUAUUCCCAGCCCUCCAUCUAAAAUUAUAUUAAAAAAGUUUGCUGAAAAAGACAGUUUUAGUGAAGAAACACCUAAAGCACCACCAAGAAGAAACAGGAAAACUGAUAAAUUGACACGUGAAAAUUCUGGUUCACCAGAGUCUCCCUGUCGUAGUCCUGGUCCAGCAGCUUCAUCAGUCUCUCCCGGAUCUCCACCAAUUCCAAAGAAAAGACAAAGUGUGAAGGCAGCUUUGAGUGCUUCAACAAGAGAACCGGCAUUACCACCAAGGAAUCAUCAUGAUGACAAACCAGCUGUUCCACCUCCACCAAGAAGGGGUGUUGUUUUAAGAGCUUCAUCAGAUGCUAGUGAGAAACAAGGGAGACUUAUUGCAGGAGGUGCGAGACCAAAGACUAUUCACUUGGCAUCACGCCAACAAUCCAUAAACCAGUCAUCAGCGGUCACUGUGAUGAACUUGAAACAGAAUCAGGUGGACAUUUUAAAAUCCGAGAUAGAAUCUACUGGCGGACUUGUGAAAGUUUUAUCCAAAGUGCACUUUCUCAGUGGUCUAGCUCUUGUGGAAUGUUUCAGCAAAAUAUGGAUUGCAGGUUGGGAUGUGAAGAAAUUUCCACGUCUCUAUGAUAAGUUCCAUAUAGGUGAUCAACUUAUUUCAAUCAAUGAUGUACAAGUUACAGAUCUUUCAUUUGCUCAUAAACUGGUGAAGAAUGUAAAAGCUGAAAAUAUUGAAAUCUCAAUACGAAGACUACCAAAUGCCAAGGUGUUUGCUAUCCAGAGGUCAGCUGAAGGUGAAAGUCUGGGUAUCAAGAGAGAUGGUGGUACAGCUGAGAUAUUGUAUAUAGACCCUCAUGGGCUAGCUUACAGACAUGGACUGGUCAACAAACCAAUGAGUAUGGAUAGUAGUGGGUUGUCUAACUGGACACUGACAGAAAUUAACAUGCGUCCACUUAAUCUCUUCUUCAAAGAUAGUGAGAUUGAGAGGAGGUUGCUGGCUGUGGGAAAAGAUAUAUCUAUAGUGGUACAACCAUCAGACUUUAUAAAAGACCUCAAAAAACAGCUGAAAAAGUUGAAGAGUUACAAAGACUUCCUGAUACAAUGAUUUAUGUUGUAUUCAGGUGAUGAUGAUGAUGCCACCUAAUUUAAGUAUUUAAUACUGUGAUUUCUGGCAAGAUUUUGUCAUUUUUUGCAUGUUAAGUCCAAUUUAUUAAAGACAAAUCAGAUAUAAUUUUUAAAACACUGUUUUAUGCUUUUAGACACUGUUUUAUGAUUGUGUUAAAUAUUUUAUAGAUAACACACCUUGAAUCUUUCAUCUCUAGAUAUGAAAAGGUAUAGAAAAUGCUUUAUUAUGUGUGCCUUUUAAGUGAUGAUGUAUUUAAUGUGAGAAUGUCAUUAAAUUAGUUGGCAUUGAUACUACAUCGUUGCUGGCUUGUGUAUGAAGGUCACCCAAGUCUUAGUUCUUCCUGCACCACCAUUGUAAGUGGAAUAACUGGAAAAUCUUUGUAUGACUGAGACAGUGUCAGUGGGAAAUAAAAAGCUAGCUAGAUAAAUAUGAUUAAUGUCAUAUAAUGUUAAACUGUGUUGUUUACAAUCAAUCCAAAGAGAGCAUGGUUUUUACCACAUUUUAUGUUGGUGCCAGAUCAGAUUUUUUUUUUGUGCCAGAAAUAAUAUUUGUUUGCAUAUGGUGCCAUUUGUACAUGGCAACUGGAACCGUUAACUACAGUGUAACAUUGAUAUCAACAUAGUGUGAAUAUUUUAAAUAAAUAAUGUUUAUUAUCAUUAGAAAGUAAAUAUGAAAGUCUCCGUGGUCGAGGGGUUAGAGUCGAUGACUUCUAAUCCAGUUACCUCUCUGGCGUGGGUUCGAUCCCCAGGAGAUGCUUUGGUAGUUUAGCAUGGAGGAAGGUAGUUAAGUACUGGUGUGACUCUCCAGGAACGAUGGUUAGGAAACUACCCGCCUAUAUGACUUAAAUACUGUUGGAAAAAGGCGUAAAAUGAAACAAACAAACAAAUAUGAAAGUAAUUAAAACUUUAUGUUUUAAAGAUUCAUGUUGAUUUUAAACUUUUCUAUUUGAAAAAAGAUUUGGCAUUUCUACACAAACAGUCAUUGUAAGCAUAAUAUUUGGUUACAAUUUCAACUUUCUUAUUAACUUUUGUUUUUUCCUGAAACUGCCACAAGCUUCAAGAAAAUAAUUGUAGGUAACUUUUACAAGGACCAUAACUCUAGUUUGAACUGGGGCUGAAUACACCUCUUCGUGAACAUAGUUCCUGCUUUAUAAAAGUCAAAACUUUUUAGAAAAGACAACAAUAAUUAAUCUGUCUAGUAUCUUUUUGUAAUAUUUUGAGCUCACUUCUUUUAGCAAUAAAUAUUAUCAAUUUUGCUAAUGCAUCUUUUAUAUAUAGACAGAUAUCUUUUAUGUUUUAUAGGAAUAUACUUGCGGUGGUCCCCAAAAAAAUGGGUCAUUGGGUCAAGGUUGCUGGUGCUAAAAAUAGUUUUUAACUCUUUCUCAUACAUGUACAUCCUAAUGGACUAAUGACUUUCAUAUAUUUGGUGGGUUCUUACCAAGUGUGUUUACUCCAAGUGGAGCAGGGGGUUACCAGGUUCAAGCAUUUUAGCAAUGAAUUGCUCCCAUUUCUUUGUCUUUAUUAUACUAUCCAACACUGUAAAAAGUGGAGCGUGCUAUCAGGGGACAUGUCUUGUUAAGUAUUUGUUUUUAUGCUGAUCAGGUAGAUGUUCGUUUUAUGAAAUUUGUUACAAAGAUUUGUAAUUUUGAUGUUUUAUUUUGUGUGUUUUUUUUCUGCAGAAAUGAAAUUUUUUAACCCUUUUCUUAAUUAAUCAUGAGCAUUAAUUUAUUUGCAUGAAUUAAACAAAUAGUGAAUUUAAGAAGUGUAAUGUUUGAUGCAAAUAUGAAGACCUCCGCAUAUUACCAAAGGCUAUGCAAGAUUUAGAAUAUAUUUUUAUGUAAGUGGAUAAGUAAUGUUUUUUAUACAUGUAUAAUCUAUCAUAAUUACAUGUAGUAUUUUUAGGUAUUUUUUAAAUACAACUAGAAGUUAAAGCAGCAUGCCUCCAGAUUCAUGCUUAUUUUCAUGAAAAUUUUGAAAAUAUUAUUAUUUAAAAGUAAAAUAUUGUGAAGUGAUCAAAGAAUGUAAUUUACACAUUGACAAAGCAAUUACACUCCACAUAAAUUACCAAAAAGAGGACAAAUUAUGCAAAAAUAGCUUUUACUCUGUGAGUCACAUAGACAAAAUAUGGUGAUAAAUACAGCAAUAUCUGUCAUUAAUUGCACAUAACCUGUAAAUUAUUACUUUAAUCUUGAAAUUUUUACUUUUCUUUAAAUUUUAGUACUUUUUCUCUCAAGUUUGAUUUUCUUGAAAUAUUUUUUGGCUUGUCUGGAGGCAUGCAGCUUUUAAGAAUGUUGCAUAUUUUUAUAACAAAUGUCUGUUUUAGUUUCUGAAACUAUUCGACCAUUUUUUGUUUGUUUCACCUUAGUGAUGCAAUGUAAAAAUGUUUUCUACUAUAACAUGUUUAUAUAGGGUAAUUAUCUAACAUGUUCUUGAAUGGACCUUAUAUAUUUUGGUGCCAUAGUUCCGUUAUCUCUAUCAUUAAAUGUAGGCAUUUAUUUCAUUUUAUAUAUUUUGUGGUUCUAUUUAUCAAAGUCAUUUACUCCAUGGAAGCAAAAAGACAUGCAAGAAUUUUUCAUUGCACCCUCAAACUAUACAAGAAGUUUUCAUUGCACCCUCAAACUAUACAAUAAUUUUUCAUUGCACCAUCAAACUAUACAAGAAGAUUUCAUUGCACCCUCAAACUAUACAAUAAUUUUUCAUUGCACUCUCAAUUUAUUACUAGUGUCUUAAACAUAAUGCCUAUUGCAUUGGAUAUUUUUUAAAUCUUUACUGCAUUUUUUUUUGGUUUUAUUUUUUUUUUACACACCAAAAAUAUUAAUGUUAACACAUGCUUUUUUUGCUGAGUCAUACACGUUUUCUAUCAGUAGAGCUUGAAAGUAAUAUUUACAUUAUCUGUGUGAACAACCAUAGGUUACUGUAAUAUGAUAACUGAAAUAUGACUGAAUUAAAAUGUUGCAAUUAUCAAAAUAUAAUUUUUACAGUAUCUCUGUGUUACUGAAAUUAUAAUGUGAAAUGUUUCACUAUAAAAAUAUCAAAGGAUUAAUUCACUGUUGAAUUUUGUUUUUGUGCAUGCAGAAGGAUAAAAUGAUUUUUAAAAUUUAAAACUGAAGUGUAUACUUCAUUAUCAUUACAAUUGUAAAGUGACUGUUUCAAGUACAUGUGAACAUUUGUCAUGGAGCUAUGUUAUAAACAUGUCUUCAUGUUGUAUAUUAUUUUGGGAAAAUGCAAGUUAUUUCAUCAUGUCUAACUAAAACGAAUCUUCAAAAUUAAUGUCAACAUUUUUACACUAUAAUUUGAUGAUAUAUUGAAGUAGUGUAUGAUGUGGUGCUGCAAGAAUUAGUGAAAUAAAAUAAUCGGGGUUAAGGAUGCUUGGGUCAAGGUCAAGGGAAGAAUUGGGUCAAGGUCACAGAGGGAAGAACUAGGUUUAACUUCUAUUAUCUUGACAGUAAGAACAACAUUUAACCCUGUUUAGUUAACCAAGAGAGUAUCCAUGAAUGUUGCCAAUAUUUUUGAAUGAUUUACUUGUAGCAAUUUAUAAAUAGUCUAAAUGAAUCUACAUAGUUUUAGUUAAAUUAUUUAUUGAAAAUCAUUCAAUAUGUACAAUAUGUAUGUACAUAUACUAAAUUGUAAAAAGAGUAAAUUGUAGAGUAAUGUUUUCAUUAUUUUUGUUACUACUCUGUAUCAUAAGUCUGUUACUGUUUACUCUGUAUCAAAAGUCUGUUACUGUUUUCCUUGUUUUGUUUGGUAGUUUGUUAUAGUUUAGUAACUUAUAUUACAUGUUUCAGGUACCAUUAGGUUUUGUUAUAACUAUGCCAUAUGAGCAGCGUCACAACAAAACCAACAUAGUGUGUUUGCAACCAGCAUGGAUCCAGACCAGGCUGCGCAUCCAUGCUGUUCGCUUACCAACUCUAUUACAAGUAGAGAAACUGAUAGCGAACAGCAUGGAUCCUGAUCAGCGCAUGCUGGUCUGGAUCCAUGCUGGUCGCAAACACUCUUUGUUGGUUUUGUCGUGACACGGCUCAUAUAAUGAAGUUGUUUUGUAUGUUGUUUUAUUUUUACUGAUGUUUCUAGAGCAUUGCUAUAUUUUGUUACAUAUACACAUCUUUACUGUUAUAAUACAAUAUAUUUAGUAAACAUUCAAAUUUAAAAAUAUUUUGAUGACAAUUUAUUUUGAGUUAACAGAUGUGUUGUAAACUCAUCAAUGACCCAGGUUUGAUUUGGUUUGUUUGGUUUUACAGCUCACCAACACAUUAUUGGUCAUAUGGCGACGAAACAGGAAAGAUGGUUUUUAGCUAACUUUGCAUGUUACAAACUUCAAAGCAACACCAGGGGUCAAAACCACCUCUCUUACUGGUGCUUAGAGAUGCUAAGAGAUGCAUAGACUCCAAUUAUUCAAACCCAUUUAGUUGUCUCCUACAAUCAUGCAGGGUGAAAUGGUGGCUGCAAUUCUUAUGCUUCAACCAUGAAAGUGACCCCUCAGGUGGUGACUGGGAACACUAUAUUUUAUAAUUAUGAACAUAUUUUAUACUGCUUGAUGCAGGUUAUAAUUUGAUAUGGGAGAUGUUACACAAUUCAUUGUCACUCAUGAACAGACUGUAGUCAAACUGAGUCAGAGAUUUUGCAUUUCAUUUCUGUAUUUGAUCUUCAUUUUAUCUCGAAAUAACAGAAAAUAAGAAGUAAUCAUAAACAUGUAGUGCUCCGCCUUGUUAGUUUAAUGGCAUUCCAACUGGUAAAAUGUGGUGAUAAAUAGCAAACUAUGUUAAUGAUGUGAUAGUAAGGCUGGUAAGGGUAUUUUAUUCUUUAAAUUUCACAGUUGUCAACAUCUUGUAUAUUUUGAUCAGGUUUUCAAACUUUUUGAUAAUAUUACUGGCCUUAAAAUAUACAAGAAAACAUUGAUAACUAAACAACUCAUUCAAAGAAUUUUAUAUACACUUCUUAUACACUGAUCAACAUGUAAAUUAAGGUGACUUUGUUAUGUUGAUUUAAAGUGAUUUUGUUAUGAAAGUCAGAAUUAUGUCAAACUUUUCAACAAUGAAAGUGUAAGUGCCUUUAAUUGUUUUAGAUUUUAUGUACUGUCCUAUAUGAUCUACACAGUUUUUAUAAGAUUCUAUUAGUUUUAAGCUAAUUGCUGUAUUUUUUGUAUAUUCAGUUAAAAUUUGAAAUAAAAUAUUAACAUGCCAUUUGAUAAGGUUAUUCUUUGUAUAUUUUUAUAGAUCUAUUUCUUAUAAUGAAUACAUUAAUUUUUAUUGAUAGUUUCCUGUAAAGUAUAUUAGUUUGCUGUUUUGUUUUGAUAUGAUCAGAUCAAAUGACUAUAUUUAUAAGCAGGCGGAUGAAUUAAAAAAGCAUAUAUACAUAUUCUCA
Messenger RNA from Ruditapes philippinarum (Manila clam), 8888 nucleotides. RefSeq lists its product as uncharacterized. NCBI's taxonomy places the organism in Eukaryota, Metazoa, Mollusca, Bivalvia, Venerida, Veneridae. The record is from RefSeq and is a predicted model, not a curated record. The coding region runs from base 226 to 3507 and encodes 1093 amino acids. The transcript has 12 exons. Gene Ontology annotation, cellular component: plasma membrane; cytoplasm.